Cydia pomonella (codling moth) is the source of this 3274-nucleotide messenger RNA. It is a transcript of the gene HPS1, whose product is annotated as BLOC-3 complex member HPS1. NCBI's taxonomy places the organism in Eukaryota, Metazoa, Arthropoda, Insecta, Lepidoptera, Tortricidae. The transcript has 12 exons. Gene Ontology annotation, molecular function: guanyl-nucleotide exchange factor activity. Gene Ontology annotation, cellular component: BLOC-3 complex. Gene Ontology annotation, biological process: vesicle-mediated transport. The coding region runs from base 56 to 1810 and encodes 584 amino acids. The record is from RefSeq and is a predicted model, not a curated record.
UGUUUAGAUUUAUUUGUUGAUAAGGAACAAUAUUUUAUUAAGAAAAUUAUUAAAAAUGAAAGCAACAUUAAUUUUUGAUAAUGUGAACGACUUGUUGUAUUCAAAAUGGGACGAAGAAUUCAUAGAACGGAUGAAAUCGCUGAGCGAACAGCAUAGUGACUUAGGCCUAACAGAUGGCUCUAAAGUGUCACAGCUGCUGUCUCCGAUCAUUACAUCACAGCGGGUUAUGGCUGCGCAGUUUGGGAACACAUACUCUUCCAUGCAAUGCAAAGAUGACACAACAAUCGUAUUUGAUGAGUGGUUGGACCAUAUUUUCAUGAUUAUUAGUGAGCAGUCAGUGGAUGAUGCCCAAAGAGAAAUCCUGGACCUUAAGACCUUUGUACAACACAUCUGUGGCCAAAAUAUUAAUUUACUCCAGUCUCCGGUCUACCGCAACUGGCUCUCCGUGCUAAUUGACAGCCGAACUAAAGGGGACUCUAUACCAGGAGCAACUGGAAUCAUAGGGGAGUCAGGAGCCACUGGGGCAGCGUUGAACGCGCUCAAGAGUGCUUCGAAGCAAAUAAAGGGCCAGUACCAUCUGAUGCUUUUCGUGGGGGACAAACAGCUCGCAUUAUAUUCAAGCCGUGGCACUGAAGAGCUAACACCGCCGGACCUGAUCCUGAUGAGCAUGCAAUGCAUCGCCGCGCAGGAGUACUGGGAAGAGUCCGGGAAUCAAGAAGAUGACGAAACGAUCCGGCUACCUUGGCUUUCGGAGCAGAACAGCGCAGUGGUGCAGCUGUGCGCGGGGGCGGCGCACGCGCCGUGCGCGCCGCACUCGCUGCACGUGGCGCGCGUGGCGCCGCGCCUCGUGCUGCUCGUGCUGCGGGACAUGCAGAUGAGAGAGGUGGGGAUAGCAGUAAACAUGGCGUCCCAAAUCCUGUCCAACUUGCGUAGACUGCUGUUACAGAGGAAUUUAGAGCUGUUGCCCAGCACACUCGAUGCCUUGGAAGCGGCUUUAAAAAAGACAACCGACGCCCUUCGUAAAAACAAAUCGAACGCAAAUCUUUGCGCGCGUCUAUCAAGCCGGAUGCUGGAACUGCGCAAGUCUUGCACGACCACCACUCCCCUCACACCGGAGACCACGGCCACGGCGAUGCACACCGCACUAGAAACUGUCAUAGAGCUGCUAAAACCGGAUAUACCCAGCUUGAACCUGGCGGCUCCGCUCAAAGAGGUGAAGACAGCAAUGGCGCCGUACGUCGACUUCCUCAAGAUCAAAGCUCAGCGAUACUUCAGCAUGGGAUCGGGCGGUAGUGACGCGAGUUCCCUAACGCUGCACAAGUAUGUGGAGGAGUUCCCCGGGCUCAUACACUUCGUGUACGUGGACCGCACCGCGGGCCGCUUCCUCGCGCCCGACAUGGCGGACUGUGCGGACAUGCUGGCGCCGCACACCGUGCACAGCAUAGUAUCGCGCUGCGCCGCGCUCACCCGCGAGGGCUACAGCGCGGCGACGUGGCGGCGCGGCGCGCUGCACGCGUGCGCGGUGCUGUGGUGGGAGCGGCGCGGCGCGCCCGCCCGCCCCGCGCGCGCGCCGCACCCCGCCGCCGUGCGCGCGCUGCCGCCGCCCGGAGACAUCCUCAACUCCUUCUACAGGCAACUUGUGGAGCUCGCCUUCCCAAACGAUUCCCAAGGAGUAACCAUCAAAGAACUGAUAUGUGUGCACCUAGGGCUGCUGCCCGCGACCACGGCAGUGCAGCAGGCGCGCCGGCUGGCGCACACCGUGCACGAACUGUUCACUGACAACCCUGCGACUGCUACAGACUUACUUUAAAGAAGGCCGGUAAAAACUAGACGUAAAUGGCGCUCUUGACGUUUCUAUGUACAGUAGAACCCCCCGUAACACGAUCACAUAACACGUCAAAAAUCCUCAAAACAGCCUCGCGUAAUUAAUGGACGCCCCCCCCCCCCCCAACUUGUUUUCACAAAAUGUAUAACGGUAAUCUUUCCCGCUGAUGGAACUCUUUUGACGGGAUACAUUUGAUUUUAAAAUCUUGUAAUGCGGUCAAAGCCAAUGUAGAUGGCGCCGCGCUCUAUAAUCUCAAUCUCUCUGUAAUAUUAUUAUUUUUAUUGUAUCUCUGGCCAUAGUACAAUUUUUGUAUGGUAUUCGACAAUGCCAUAGACAAUCAAAUUGGCAGUUGCCCCAUUGUUAGAUCAAAACCCAUAAAUGGGUAUGUAGGCGUUGAUUUGUUCAUAAGGUUUGAACGGUAUCAAAAAGAGAUUAAGUUCAAAAUAAGGUACAAAAUAUAUUCUCCUUGCCCAAUUAAGAUACAUUAGAUAAAUGGGCGCAUUCAUAGAUUUCUAAAUUUUUGGUCUCAUUGCGUUGAAAUCUGAGGGUCUUUUUAGUUGCCAUUUUACUUGGGUAACCCAGCCUGUUAACGCUUGACUGAAGCUGAGACAAGUCAUAGGGCUUUCACCAGCGAGUGCGAGUUCCCGAGCUUCAAUAAGAAAAGUAGAUUCACCGUGUCAAAUGCGUCUUUUACCAUCCUGAGGAGCCAUUGUGAUAAUCAGGAAUGUAUAAUUUCCAUAAUAAAACAUUGAGGCUAAACGUGCCAAAGUUUAUUACAGUACUGUCUCCAAUUUUAAACUCUGUUUGGAAUAUUUUUUCCCGAAUAUAUUUCUAUAGUAACUGUACUUAUGUUACUAUAAGUAUUGUGACUGCUUGUAGGUAUUACAUAGGUAACCUAAUAUAUUAAUUAUGGUAUUGAAUGUAUAUUUUCAUGUUUCUGUUGUGUAGUUUUUCUUAUGCAAAUGUUAUUUUGAUGACCGUAGUAAAUAAGAAUUUGUUAAUUUAUACAAUUAAGUACCUGUAUAGCGUAUAGCGAGAGAAACACAUUUAUACAGAGUGAUUUCGUUCUUUGACCAUACUUUGAAGGGUGAAUAAGUAGGUCAUACCGAACAACUUACAGUAAUCCAGGAUUACUGGGCCAGUCCCGAAAACGCAUAAAAAUGGAACUUCUGUCUCAUACAUUUCAGUGAAUAAUAUGCCAAUGUUUUAUAUCGAACAUCAAGAUUAUUUUUCCUCAAUUUCGGGUUGGCCCCAUAGUAAGGUUGUUCAGUAUAACCUAAAUAUCCCCCCUCAGAGUGUGGUUAGGUAUAACUAAAUCACCCUGUAUGAGGUUUGGUCUUACGGUCGAUAUUAGCUUUGUGUAACAUUCCUGUGCCAUUCCUUGCCAAUGUUUUUUUAGUUUUUAUACUUUAUUUAAAACUAUAAUUAAAUAAACCAAAUUCGUAUUAA